Jatropha curcas is the source of this 2657-nucleotide messenger RNA. RefSeq names its product arginine N-methyltransferase, putative (DUF688). Lineage: Eukaryota; Viridiplantae; Streptophyta; Magnoliopsida; Malpighiales; Euphorbiaceae. The record is from RefSeq and is a predicted model, not a curated record.
AAGCACAAGCGUGUAAGCUAGUUUAUCCUUCACUUCUCUUCUUCUUUCUCUCAUAUUCUUUCUUUUCUUUUUGAUUUAUCAUUAAUAUAUUUUCUCUCUAUCUCUGAAACAGACAGAGUUGGUCUCUGGAUCGGCCACAUCUAAGAGAAACAAAAUACAUUUUACUAAAGAAUCUGAUGGAAGAAAAGCAAUUAGAUUUAAAUCAGCCAUUUCUAUCUGUAAGGAGGUUUUCAUCAACAGUAGCAACUGCAGAAGUGGAUAACAAAAGGCAAAUUGACAAUGCUCUCCCCAAAGUACCCCGUCUUCCUGUAUACAAAUCUGAAUUGAAAUCAGGUCCAGUAAGAAAUCCAGGAACUGUUCCUUUUGUAUGGGAGAAAACUCCAGGAAGACCCAAGUGUGAAAGCAAACCACAAAUUAUGGCCCAUGAAAUUCCUCCUGUUGUCCCAAAGCUUCCACCUGGACGGAUUUUGAAUGUUGAAAGGCAAGCCUUGGAUAGAAGUACUGAACGUGCAACAACCGCUGGUCAAUCUGAAACGAGAAAUGUCCUUUUGGAUACAAAUGUAACUAAAGAGGAGAGCUCUAGAGAGGGAAUGGAGGAGACAGAUAUUUCUGGUUCAGAGGAUGAUGAUGGCAUCUAUGUAGAUGCACUUGAUACACUUUCCCGGAGUGAAUCAUUCUUCUUGAAUUGUAGUGUAAGUGGUGUGAGUGGAUUGGAUUGUCCAGAUAUGAAACCUUCUGGUACUUUCUCGACUGAUCCACAGACUCGAGAUUUCAUGAUGGGUCGAUUCCUGCCUGCAGCUAAGGCAAUGGCGUCAGAAACUCCUCCACAUUAUACUAGGAAGCAACUUGUUGCACAAGAACAACCUAGAAAAAUAACCACGGUCAGUGUACAAAAGCGGCAUUCAUUUGAUCAAUGCAAAAGGAUAAGCAAUACAUCAAAUUGUUCACAAGGUAAUGGAGUGGAAGAAAUUGAAGAUGAGGAUGAUGAUUAUGAUGGACCAGAUAACUCAUCCCUUAAAGUUUGUGGGUUGUUCCCUCGAUUAUACUUACAGAAUUCCUUUUGUCUUUUAAAUCCAGUACCAGGGAUGAGAAAACAGCCCCAAGUACCUAUCUCUUCAUCCCAUAUGAGAAAAGCUAGAUCUUCAUAUCCUUCUCAUUAUGAUCAAACUGUGAAUGAGGAUUGUAAGGAUGCUGCACAAAAGCAUUUAUCAAGGGGUCUACUUGAAACAAGUAUGAAUGAAGAUAAGAGUAAGCUGAAAUCUGAAUCAAAUAAGAGCAGUUGCAGAAAUGAUAAUCAGAAAUUAAAUGGAUCAUCUCUAUACGAGCGUUUGCAGGGUAAUGGCACAUUGCCUUACCAUGACAAGUUUUCUCAAUCUGGCAUUAAUAAAGAAAAAAGAUUUCUAGAGAUCCAUGAAAAAUCUAAAAAUCCUGAAUUGGCUGGCUUUAAUGCACAUGUGAAAAAUGCCAAAAGUUUUGGAGAACUGUUGGCUAAUGAGAACGUUGGAUGGGAAACAACUUCUGCUAGUCCUCUGGUUGAGAAAACUCUGUACAUAGAUUCUGUACAUAUGCUAAAUUCUCAAAUUUCAAAUUCAAGUUCUUCAGAUUUAAAAGGCUCAAUUGAUUACUGCAGGGAUGAUGUUGAGACUGUCAUAAAAAAUGGGGAAAUUGAGGAAACUACUGUUGUUGACUCUUCACCCAAGGAUAUGAAGCAUUUUGUUGCAGUGAGCAAAAAGGCAAAUAUGCCACCUGAAAUUCUGAAGUCCACUGAUUCUUGUCUUUCAUCAUUAUCUGAGAGAUCAACAAACAAUGUGCAAAAAGUCGUUUCAGAUAUUUACAGGCAUGAUGUAAGCCUUAUGGGUAUUUCUACUAUAUCAGGAAGCACAAAAGUGGAUGAUGGCAAGAUAGAAUUGGGUCAGAUAUCAGGUGACUCGGAAGGUUGUAAUGGCAUCAUGCAGGAUCUUAUGAAGAUAGCAAAGACAAAGGUAGCUGAUGAUGGAAAGGUGGGUAUAGAAAGCCAAGUUUGUACAAAAUCAAGUAAUCAAGAUACCCCUAAUGGUGGCUAUUCUUUGCUUCUUCUUCCUCCACCCUUACCAAAAUCUCCUUCAGAGUCUUGGCUAAAACGAACUUUACCUGCUGUUUCCCCAAAGCAUCCAUCUUUGAAGUCUUUUGCCGGUAUGAAUGCAUAUCCUAGAGUUCAGGCUUCCAAACUGCACUCAGCUGAUGCCGAUCCAAAAUGGGAAACCAUUGUCAAAACCUCUAAUGUGGAUAAUGGGCAUCUGCGAUUUUCUGAGGAAUUACUUACACCAAUACCUGAAGUUUAGUCCACAAGUUUCAUCUUCAGUCUAAUGGCUCAAGCAUAUAUAAAUUGCAGCAGUUCCCACCGUGUAUUGAUUUGCAUACUUCUGCUAUCUGCUUUAUAGUUUUUGUCUUCAAAAUGCCGCUUCAGUAGUUUGAAUUUGUACACAAUAUAAUUGUAAAUCAAAAUAACCGAUAUAGUCUUUCUUUUUAUAAGAAGUUAUGAUCAGUUACUGUCUUGUCGAUCCUGUUAUAAGUUUCGAAAUGGGACUUUUCUGUAAAGCAAACAUAAAAGAACUAAGAGCUGAAUUUCUUUGUAAUAAAACUUGAAGAGAAUAAAAUAUGAAUCCUCAUUAUGCAGA